Messenger RNA from Clarias gariepinus (North African catfish), 3780 nucleotides. RefSeq names its product interleukin 1 receptor accessory protein-like 1a (gene il1rapl1a). Gene Ontology annotation, molecular function: interleukin-1 receptor activity. The transcript is spliced from 12 exons. The record is from RefSeq and is a predicted model, not a curated record. The coding region runs from base 442 to 2586 and encodes 714 amino acids. Gene Ontology annotation, biological process: negative regulation of exocytosis; signal transduction. Lineage: Eukaryota; Metazoa; Chordata; Actinopteri; Siluriformes; Clariidae.
GCACGGCACGCGUCGCAGCUCGCGGGAAAAAAAAUCCCCGGCACGAGCUCUUCGCCUCCGGAUACCGCAUUCCUCUCGUUUUCCUCGGAACAAACGCGAAGAUCGCGUUGUCUAAACUAAUCUGUGAUUUGAGAGAGGGAGAGAGAGAGUCUCCAACCGGUCGUAUUGGACUGUCUCGUGUCUGUCCUAAAGUCUCACAUCGAGACCAGAUUUUUCUUUGUGCUUUUUUUUUUUUUCUCAUCAUCUUUCGUGUUGGAAUGAACUCGCUCAGACGCUCGGCUUUGGCUUUGGAUGGGUGAUUUCGCGUCUCUCCUUCACCAGGUACACGAGUAACGAUUCGGCGUGAUGCGCUACAGUUCUCUCAAACAGUCUUCCAGCGACUGAGCCGCGGGUGGCGCACCGGUUUGGGGCAGAGAGAGCUGACGGCCUGAGGAGGGGAAGAUGACAGCUUUAAUCCCGGCGCUGCUCCUUCUCGCCGGCGUCUCUCUGACGUUGACUCUGAAGGUGGUAUCGAAGAGAGGUUCAGUUGAUGGCUGUACGGACUGGUCAGUGGACUACCUGAAGUACCGGGUGCUGCACGGAGAACCGGUGCGGAUCAAGUGCGCUCUGUUUUACGGCUAUAUCCGGGCGAACUACUCGCAGGCGCAGAGCUCAGGCCUCAGUCUGAUGUGGUACCGCAGCUCAGGGCUCGGCCACGGAGACUUCGAGGAGCCCAUCUCAUUCAAUGGCCUGCGCAUGAGCAAAGAGGAGGACGCCAUCUGGUUCAGACCUGCCGAACUGCAGGACGCCGGCCUCUACUCCUGCGUGCUGAGGAACUCGACGUUCUGCAUGAAGGUGUCCAUGACUCUGAUGGUGGCCGAUAAUGACACAGCGGUCUGUUAUAACUCCAAACUGCGCUACGCCGAGAAAGCCGAGCUGGGCAAGAGCAAGGACAUUUCCUGCCCUGAUAUCCAGGACUUUGUCCAGCCUGGCCAGGAGCCACAGAUAACGUGGUACAAGGAAUGCAGUGAGUGGCAGUGGAGGCCAAGUAUACUGCAGUCUGGAGACACUCUUUCCAUCCAAGAAGUGACAGAGGAUGACAUCGGGAACUACACCUGCGAGGUGCCCUUCGCGGGCUUCCUCGUGCGCCGAACGACUUACCUGAGUGUGACAGCUCCUUUGACUGAAGAUCCUCCAAAGAUCCUCUUCCCUUCUGAAAACAAACUCCUCAACUUAGACAUGCAGAUAGGAGCUUCGGUCAAUUUGACGUGCCGUGCAUUCUUCGGCUACAGCGGCGAUGUCAGCCCACUCGUCUACUGGAUGAAGGGAGAGAAAUUCAUCGAGGACAUGGACCAGAGCCGCAUCCGAGAGAGCGAUAUUAGGACCAUCAGAGAGCACCUGGGAGAACAGGAAAUGUCCAUCACUUUGACAAUAGAUUCAUUAGAAGAAGGAGAUCUGGGCAAUUACUCUUGUUAUGCUGAGAAUGGGAACGGAAGACGACAAGCCAGCAUACAGAUCAGCAAACGAGUCGAGCUGAUGUAUACAAUGGAGCUGGCUGGAGGAUUAGGAGCCAUUUUGCUGCUGCUUGUUCUGCUGCUUUCUCUGUAUAAAUGCUACAGGAUCGAGUUGCUGCUCUGCUACAGACAUCAUUUCGGAGGGGAGGACUCAGAUGGAGGUCAUAAGGAGUAUGAUGCGUACCUGUCCUACAGUAAAGUGGAGAUGGAUCAGUGGGGGCAGGAGCUUCAGGACGAGGAACGUUUCGCUCUGGAGAUCCUUCCUGAUGUUCUGGAGAAACACUACGGCUACAAACUCUUCAUCCCAGACAGAGAUCUCAUCCCCACCAGCAGUCUCAGCAGUGAACAUUACCAGGAUGAGACACAACUUGUUAGAGCAUAUAUUGAGGAUGUGGCUCGCUGUGUGGAGAUGAGCAAGCGUCUGAUCAUCGUGUUGACCCCUGGCUACGUGCUGCGUCGUGGCUGGAGCAUAUUCGAGAUGGAAUCACGCCUUCGCAGCUCUCUAGUGUCAGGUGAGAUCAAGGUGAUCCUGAUCGAAUGUGCUGAGCUACGUGGUGUCAUCAACUACCAAGAGGUAGAGGAGCUGAAGCAAUCAAUCAAAUCUCUGACCGUGGUGCGCUGGAGUGGCCCACGAAGCAACAAGCCCGGCUCACGAUUCUGGAAGCAGCUGCGUUAUGCCAUGCCAUGCCGCCGGCCACAGCCCAGUCUCAGGACCCCUGCAGUGGAUGCAGGAGAGCCAAACCCCUUCGCUCACCUCCACACCGUGUCUGCGAUCUCAGUGGCCACCGCAGCAUCGACAGCAGCAGCUCCAGCCCGUCCAGAGCUUCGGGCCGCCCUGCGCAGCUCGUACCGGGCGCACUCACUGGCCAGGCAGAAACACGCCCACUUCCGCAGCUACGAGUACGAGCUGCCGCUGGCAGCGGGAGCCACUCUGCCAGCACAACCCACCUACUGCAACCUGCCGCUUACGCUGCUUAACGGCCAGUGGCCCACCGCCAAGCGCCAGCACAGCCUGGAUGAGCCACACGCCAACAACAAUGCCAUGUUGCCGUUGCUGCCCCGUGAAACUAGCAUCUCCAGUGUCAUCUGGUGAUGGAGAGGCAGCAACGAUUAUUUGACUUCUGUAGACAGGCCAGGCUGGGACAAAACCUCUUAAGCUCAUAGGGAUGUAGAAACGUCUGGUCAAACAUAGAUAUAUACGGAACAGCCUCUGCUCCAAUCAAGCACUAUGGGUUUUUUUUUUCCGUGUGCGGCUUUUGGUCCACUGGAUUUGCUGAUUUUAUACUGAGGCUACCCUGGAAGUAAAGCUCCGCAUUAAGGGAUUAAUUAGUGCCAUAUCAACUAAGUGGGGAGUCUAUGAGUGAACUGAGACAUGCAGCCACACCACACGAACGGAAACAGGGUCCUGCACAGACGUCUGCAGUUUACGAAUAGCAUCACCAUCUCCCGAUCUCCGUACACUUUGUGUCAUCACACUGCCUUUGUUUUUGGUUUUUUUUUUGGUUGUUUUUCUGUUGCCAAAAGAUAUAUCAAUACUUUCACUUUGUUUAAUUGAUGAUCUUUAUACUGUAUUACUAGACUUGCAGUUGAUUUUGUUUUUUUACUUUCAGUUUGGAACAGUGUGAGCCAUUUGGAAAUUAGGGCUUGGCUAAAUGAAAUGUUUACCCUUUUCUUUUCACUAAGAGUUUGCUCUACAUGUUGAUCCAAGUGUCCAGUUUCUGUUAGCUUCUGUAUGAUGUGUAUUUAUGAGUUUAAUUGGACAAUUUGUAAGAGGAAAAAAAAAAUCACAGAGAAUUAUGCAAGGAGUGGAGCCCAUCCUCAAAUAAUAAAGGGUAUUUUAAGAAACAAGAAAUCUAUUUUUAUAAGUGGAAAGCUGUUUCUCUCUAUAUAUAAAACAGCAUCACCAGGACAACGGGGUAAAAGACUUGUGCAUUUUGGGUAUUUUAUAAAUUUUGCUACAUUGUUUUUUGUUUGUACAACCUACAAUAAAAUAACUUGAUGUCCUCGAAUUAAUUUAGGAAACAAUAGUAUACUGCAUUUCCUAUAGUUGGGUAAAACCUAAUGAAAUACAAGUUUUUCUUUUUCUUUUUUGAAUAACUCUUAAAGUCAAGUUUUAAAGGACUUCAAAUCCUGUGUAAAAUCCAUAUGCAUAGAGGAUUGAUAUGUAUUAUGAUUUGGAUAUUUAUAUUACUAUGUAUUAUAAAACACUACAGCCACUGAAAUGAAGUGUUUAUAUUUCUAAAGGCACAAUCAUUCUUGUUUCCAUUUUGUUUGUCACUGUGCAUUA